CUAUAAACUCGAUGCAAUUUCGCAGGGUGUACACCUCUCUAGCAAAUUCUAACCGCAACCCAUUUCUCCUCUAUCGAAAUCUCACUAACCCUUUUGCUCUUUCCAACUCUAACCCACAAUUCAUCUCAACACCAAGAAUCUUGAAAAACAGGCCAAUUCUUGUGUCCAGACGUUUUGUGUCAUCAUUUCCUGCAAUGGCUGAAUCAAGAAGACCCACCCAUGUGCCUAUACCACCACCAGAAACCGCCGAUAAGGCGGAAUUAUAUCGAGCCCUCGAGGCUGCGGUGGGAUCCCCGUUUAGUUCCGAGCCAUUGGCACCGGAGCCUCACCCGUUGAUCAUUGUGGUUAGUGGUCCAAGUGGGGUUGGUAAAGAUGCUGUGAUUAAAAGACUUAGAGAAGUUAGGGAGAAUAUACAUUUUGUUGUUACUGCGACGACUAGGGGGAAAAGAGCGGGCGAGGUUGAUGGUAAAGAUUACUUUUUUAUGAGUAAAGAUGAGUUUUUGGGAAUGAUUGAGAGACAUGAGUUGUUGGAGUAUGCUUUAGUGUAUGGGGAUUAUAAGGGUAUACCGAAACAGCAAAUUAGGGAACAUAUGGCUAAAGGAUUGGAUAUAGUGUUGAGAGUUGAUAUACAAGGGGCUGCGACGUUGAGGAGGAUCUUGAGAAACUCUGCUGUGUUUGUGUUUUUGGUGGCAGAGAGCGAAGAUGCAUUGGUUAAGAGGUUGAUUGAUAGGAAGACGGAGACUAAAGAGACGUUGCUUGUGAGAAUUGCAACGGCUCGGGAGGAAGUUAAGCAUAUGGAGGAGUUUGAUUAUGUGGUUGUGAAUAGGGAAGGGGAGUUGGAGAAUUCUGUUAAGUUGGUGGAGUCUAUUAUUGAUGCUGAGAAAGCUAAAGUCAGGCAAAGAACUGUGACUAUUUAGAGUGUGUCUGAUUUCGAGUCUUUGAUAUGUUUUUUGAUUUUGUUGAGCUGAUGUUCUUAAUGUUUUGUUGUAUUCUAUUUACGGAUUUUGAUAACCUUGUCCUACGUUGCAUUGCCACAGGAGACCAUUUCAAGCAUGAAUAACACAUUCUUGACACAAGAGGUUUCUUUAUGCAAAAUUGUUUUCCCUA
This is a messenger RNA of Lycium ferocissimum, 1107 nucleotides long. Its product is annotated as guanylate kinase 2, chloroplastic/mitochondrial. Gene Ontology annotation, molecular function: GMP kinase activity. Gene Ontology annotation, biological process: purine nucleotide metabolic process. NCBI's taxonomy places the organism in Eukaryota, Viridiplantae, Streptophyta, Magnoliopsida, Solanales, Solanaceae. Gene Ontology annotation, cellular component: cytosol. The transcript has a single exon. The record is from RefSeq and is a predicted model, not a curated record. Bases 12 to 917 code for a protein of 301 amino acids.